GCCUUUGGAAACAUAAACCAGUGAGUUUGGAGUAGCUUCGAAACGUCAUUCUUCCGCGUUGUUGGCAAACUCAACACAACCAUUGGACAUUCCAAACAUAAUGAUAACUGCCAGGUUUUGGCAAAAAUAAACGAAAACCUUGCUCACAAUUCUUACCGAGAUUUCGACCGGUGAAACUGCUUCAGAAACUCCUGUCCUGUGGGACUACACAGCGAAAUAUGAAGAAACCACCCACUUCACAUCUAAGACAUCUAGGACAUCUGGUGGCUCAAUAAUGCAAAUGUUGUCUGCUUUGCGAAAUCGAACCACGUUUUGCUCAUGUUCCAAAACAAAUUAAUGAAGUUGCUUUCCAGUUUCCACCUGUAACAGUCCCAGGCAUUGAGCUAUCAUUCACGAAUCAAGGGUGCAUCAGCACACGUUCUUGAUAAGAUAUUGAGAAAAAUGGAUAAGGUCAAGCAAAAGACAACCUAUAUGGCAAAACAGUUGUGUGCUGUUUGCAAUAUCAGGGUGGAUCGAAGCAGCAUGGAACAACAUUUGAAGGGGAAAAAGCAUAUCUCUUUGUUAAACCAAGUAAAAACAAAAAAGAGAAUAGAGGGACAAGCAUGCAGUGAAGGAGUCUAUGUUACAGGAAUUCCAACUUCAGUUAACAAUGCAACAUUGCUGGAACAUUUUAAAAGCUUUGGACAAGUGGUUGCCAUCCAAAGAUAUGAAACAGAAAACCGAGCACUGUUGCAGUUCAAGUCAAGAAAGCAGGCCCAUGCAGCACUGAAAAGCUCUCACCAUGUUGAAGGAAGUGUAAUUGUGGUUCGUCCACGAAGAGCCGUUCAGCAUCAAACAACCACACCAAAAGAUGGUGUGACGAAUCACAUAGAAAUUUUUAAAAAUGCAUUGGAAGAAUCCAUGAAAACAGAUCCUGAGAUGUCUAUUGACGAACAGCUUCGUUCGCUGCCCACAGUCUUGGAAGUCACAAAAGAAGAAAAGUGCCGACAGACACAGAUUAUCUCAACGCUAGAAGAAUGGUUGUCACUCGAAUUUCCAUCUUGCCGACUUCACCUGUUUGGAUCGUCUGUUUCUGGAUUAGCUUUUCGUGGUGAAUCAGAUCUUGACAUCUUCAUGGAAACUCCGACAAAUGACAGUGUGUCCUCUGAUAGGGAGCCAUUUUCGUCUCAAGAAGAAACGCUGGAAAAACAGCGGGAACAUGUGAUUGACGUUCUCCGCCGAGCAUCUCACAUCAUACGCCGUCAUCCAGACGUAUCCGAUUUGUUCGUCGUCUCCCACGCACGUAUACCAGUUUUAAAAUUCGUCCACUCUCCAACAGGAAUUAAGUGCGAUCUCACUUGUAAUAACAUCAUCGGCGUCCAAAACUCGAAGCUGUUGUUCGCCCUGCAAAGCUUGGAUGUCCGAAUCAGACCUUAUUUGUACGCGCUAAAAUUCUGGGCGAAGAGUCAUCGUUUGAUUAGUUCUCCUGAAUCAUCCUUGUCGAGUUAUGCCUUGACUCUUAUGGCUGUAUACUAUUUACAACAAAUUGACCCCCCUCUUAUCCCAAAUGUGGAAUCGUUACAGAGCGCAGUGUCAGUUGAAGAACGGAUGUCCUGCAAUGGAUGGAACAUAAGUUACAAAGUACCAUCUGUUACAGAAUCAGUUAACAUCGCAUCUCAGAUAACCAUUAUUGAUUUAUUGAUUGGGUUUUUUCGUUAUUAUCGGAACCUCAAUGCGAGUGAAAUGGUUGUGUGCCCGCUUCAAGGGAAACUUGUACCUAAAAUUGAAUUUAAAGAUUCUGCUAUUUCUGCUAAAGAAGAACUGCCGUGCAACGAUGAAAACCGUGAUUUAAGACCUCCUUUGAAAUUGAGCUUGUUGACUGUUCAAGACCCGUUCGAACUCGAUUUCAACGUAUGUUUUAAUUUUCGGCAUUUUGAGUUGUUCCAGUCCCUUUGCGAAUCCGCGGAGCAUACCUGCGUAAGGAUUUUGGAUGUAAAAAAAGAAGCCGAUGUUUUAGAUCUCUUGAAAACUACCGUAAAAACGAAACUGUCCCAUGCCAAAGUCGUUGAAUCUCCUCUCGAGUCUUCAGUGUUUCUCAGAUUUCAACCGAUUGACGAUGGGACUAGUCCUGAAGAAGCGGAAAACUUGGUUCGGUCCGUUGGCCAAUUUGUAGGUAGUUUAUUUAGUUUUUCUUAUGGUAUUCAAUUUGAAGAAAAUACCCAAAUUAAAAAGAAACAUAAAAAAAUUGAUUCCAAUUUCUCUAUUCAAGACGAAAAUGGUUCUCUUUUGAAAUGGAGGACUAAUUAUUUAAUGACUGUACCAUUUGAUGUCUGUACUAACAAACGCGAAGAGUUAGCUAGCCAAGUUGUGAGUGAAAAUGCCAAAUCUGUGCUCGAUCGCGAAAGAGCUAUUACGUCAUUGCUGUCCUGUACGUCACCUGAAAAUGUAACGCCAUUUGCUGUUGUCAAUUUUUCAAUGAGUUAUGACGUGGACCCGUUAGUUGUUAGCCUACGUUUCGGAAAUACCGUUAGUACUAAAACAUUUUUUUUGAAACUGGUGAAAGAUUUUCGGCGUUGUUUAAGUAAAUCUGUUGAAAAUCAUUUGAUUGCGAACAACUUACAGUACAAGUUAAAAUGAUGAAA
This is a messenger RNA of Daphnia carinata, 2621 nucleotides long. RefSeq names its product speckle targeted PIP5K1A-regulated poly(A) polymerase-like. Gene Ontology annotation, biological process: mitochondrial mRNA polyadenylation. The record is from RefSeq and is a predicted model, not a curated record. Bases 442 to 2616 code for a protein of 724 amino acids. The transcript is spliced from 6 exons. NCBI's taxonomy places the organism in Eukaryota, Metazoa, Arthropoda, Branchiopoda, Diplostraca, Daphniidae. Gene Ontology annotation, molecular function: poly(A) RNA polymerase activity; RNA binding.